Molecule: messenger RNA, 660 nt
Organism: Colletotrichum karsti
Lineage: Eukaryota; Fungi; Ascomycota; Sordariomycetes; Glomerellales; Glomerellaceae
Exons: 3
Coding region: 1-660 (219 amino acids)
Source: RefSeq, a predicted model, not a curated record
AUGGCUGACGUUCAAUCGAAAUCCGGCAUCCGUAGCCUGCAGGAGGAGUUGAACGAAUUCAUCGCUCCCUUCGACUUUCCGGAGAUCCAAAUUCGCCGUCGCAUCAAGAUUUUGGUUCGCGAUUACGGCGAUUUGCAGGGUGUUCUGACUGAUAGGUCUAGUGAAGAUAUCGCCUGCUACGCAAUCGACAUGGUCCUCCAUACCUUACUCGAGGAAUACACUGAAGUCGAGCCAUACACGGGCAAAAACACCACCGAGGAUAUCGAACUGGAGAAAGCGCUCCUGAUAGGAACCAUAAGAUGGGCAAUUGAGCAAGAAAAGCUCGAAGGCAUGAGGCCAGCUGUCAAGUCGCACUUCCAGACGCAACUUGCAUCUCUCAAGGGAGCGCUUGAGCCGGUUCAGACCCUCUCGACCUCGGAAAAAGAGCCGAUGUCGAAUUCUGACACCAAAGUGGCCUCGAAGCCCGCGUCUUCUUCUAUACUUCAGAAGCGGGAGCUUUCAGAGUACAAGGAGAAUCUGAACGAGACAGAUGCUGCCGACGCCGAACAGGAUGAGCUUGAUCGAAAGGGAAGACCUAUGGAAGAGCCCAGCGAGGCCGAGACUUCGUUUCUCCAUGAUGAGACGAGGAACUGUUCCAGUCCCAAGAGCGUGGAGGAAUGA